AUGAAGCCCACAACAUCUUACAGAUCGAGUGGGUUACUUGACUUCAGGCCUUGCAGACGCUCUCCCUUGUCAGAUGAUGAAGGGGAUCGAUAUCUUGCUGGCGAGCGGAGACGCAAACGCAGUAGAGAACAUUCAUCGGUAAGCUUAGAUGCAGAAUUUGAUUCAUCUACAGAUGAGAACUCAAUCAAACGACAACAAAGGCGGAGAAAGUGCGUGGAUCCUGAUAGCAGUGAAGAUGAAGACUACGCUGAGAUCACUAGUAUUCCCCCUGAAUUGCUCAAUAGACUCAAGUCAUUUGCGUUAUUCGAAAACGCCCCGAAAUCUUUUUUGACUGCCCUGGGGCGUUCACUGAAACCAGUGCAGUACUUUCCACAAGAAUACAUCGUGAAGGCUGGCGAACAGGCCAAGGCGAUGUAUUGGAUUUUAAGAGGUACAGUGGGUGUUACAUCCACUGACGGUGAAGCAUUGUAUGCAGAACUAGCGGCUGGGUCAUUUUUUGGUGAGAUUGGUAUUCUUUUCAACAGACCGAGAACCGCAACGGUGGUGGCCAGAACAAAGGUGCUCUUGGGCGUCCUCACCAAGGGUGCAUUAGGGGUUGUUUUGUCAGAUUAUCCCAAGAUUGAACGUUUGAUUAGAGAUGAAGGUCAGGAACGUCUUGCAAUGCAGGAGAAGCGAAAACAAAAAACGAAAUCAUCCGCAAAUCUUCUUUUCCAGAGACGUGAAAACUUAUUAGUACCUUCGAAGUAUAGCAACGACUCGAUUACUGCCUUUGAGAAUGAACCAUUACCUGGUCCUGUUCUUCCUCCGACAUCAGAUGCUGCCACACCAGUUCUAAAAACUAUAAACCCAUUCGAUCCCUCGCAAAUAUACAUCCAACAGCCUUCACCGAUACCUACGGGUAGUAUCGAUAAUUCUAUCUCUGUAAGAGAAUUUUUGAGCGGCCUACCUAUUUUCAAAUCUCUACCAUCGGACGUGUUCCAUGAACUUGCCCUCAAGGUAGAGAUUAAAGAUUUUAAACCAAUGGAAUAUAUAUUCAAAAAGGGAGAUGCUGGAAGAGACAUUUAUUUUGUUGUGUUUGGGGAAGUUGAAGUACUAGAUGCUGAAAAGGCUAGCCAUAUCGUUGCAAGACUAGGAAGCGGCAAAUAUUUUGGUGAGAUGUCUUUUUUGUCUUCUCUACGCGAUGAUCAUGAUUCCUCUAAGACUGAGACAAGAUCGGCAGAUGUUCGUGCAGUUUCUGAAUCUGAAGUGCUUGUGGUGAAAGGCAACAUACUAGAGGAUCUAUGUAAACGUUAUCCGGUUGUUGCAGAAGACAUGAAGUUCACUGCGUGCGAGAGGUUAAAGAAAAACGAUUCCGUUGUGGAAAUGGUUCAUUCUGCCGACAUAUCAGCUCAUGAUCGAAAUAUUGUAUCUUCCUUGACUGAGGACAGCGGAGGAAAACCAAUAUUUCAGAGCAUCUCAUGGUAUAAUGAGGCAUAUGGAUCAGCACCUCCUAGCCCUCAUGAUACUGUCAUGACGCCAUACUACAGAGAUUCGGUGAGCACAACGGGAACACAAGAUCUCACGAAAUCAAACGAUUUAUCAGCUCCAUCUUUGCUAUCUGAUAAAUAUUCGAAGCCUGAGAAGCCAACUAUUCAAUUGUACGUGCCAUCACCUAAUCCAGUCUCAGGAUCGCUUUACAAGUUUGGAAACUCGCUCAGACCUCCUUUUCAUUAUACGCCUCAUGAUCACCGUUUACGUUUGUUAAACAUCAACAAUGGCCGCCGCCGAUCUUCUGUUUUAUCUUCAGGUCCCUUUCCGGACUCUAUCUUUAUGAAAAUCUUCAAGUAUCUCGAUUUACCCAAUUUGAUGAGAUUUGCCACAGUUUGCAAGAAAUGGAAACAGCUUUUAUACCUGGGACCAGAUUUGAUAAAGACUCUUGAUCUAACGCCGUGGAAACGAGAUCUUACAGACAAUGCUCUUAUCCAGAUCACAAAUUUUGUUGGGCCACGCCCUGAAGUGAUAAACAUUUCCAGUUGUUUCCACAUCACGGAUGCCGGUUUUUGUUAUAUGAUCAAUGAAAUUGGAAUACGGGGCCGCAUAAAGAAGCUCUAUAUGAGCAACAACUGGAAUAUUUCCGCUAUGUCUAUUAUGGAUCUGAGCAUUGUUGCUAGAGAGUUAGAUUUGAUCGACUUUUCAAACUGCCCAAAAGUUCGCGAUGAUGUCAUUGAGAGGUUGAUUACACCACAAGGAUCCAAAUAUGGUUGCCCGAAUUUGCGGACCUUGAAUUUAUCUUACUGUAAGUACCUGACAGACAGGGCAAUGUGCCAGAUCGCCAAUAAUGCCUCGCAACAAUUAACGUCGCUCAAUCUUACCAGAUGUACUACAAUCACAGACGGUGGAUUCAUGUUUUGGUCACAAACACAGUUUCCUAAUUUGAGGAAGCUUGUAUUACGAGAUUGUACCUUUCUCUCAGAUGCUGCUAUAUCCCAUUUAUCAGUUGCGUGUCCCAAUCUAGAAGACUUAGAUCUCACCUUUUGUUGCGUUUUGACAGAUAAUUCGCUUGCAAUGUUAUAUCUUUAUUGCAAGUAUUUGAGAUCUUUGAACCUUUCAUUCUGUGGGUCAGCAGUCAGUGACAACUCGCUAGCUUCUAUAUCUCGCUUGCCUUGUUUAGAAAAUCUCUCUUUGAGAGGAUGUAUCAGGGUCACUCGCCAAGGAGUCGAUAAGAUCUUAUCAAAUCUUCAAAAUCUGAAGUUCUUAGAUUUGAGUCAAUGUCCGAGGGUGGAUACGUACCAAGGCAAGGCCGUAGAGCCAUUUGAAAAGCAACCAGGGUCCAGGAACGCUUACCUUAAAAUUUCGCCAUAUCGACGAAUUAUUCAAGUAACUUUAUAA
Ogataea parapolymorpha DL-1 is the source of this 2868-nucleotide messenger RNA. RefSeq names its product F-box/LRR-repeat protein 13. Lineage: Eukaryota; Fungi; Ascomycota; Pichiomycetes; Pichiales; Pichiaceae. Gene Ontology annotation, molecular function: protein-containing complex binding; protein binding. The coding region runs from base 1 to 2868 and encodes 955 amino acids. The transcript has a single exon. The record is from RefSeq and is a predicted model, not a curated record.